CUAAGAUGAACCUCUGCAUACGAAACUGGACUGGGAGGGGUUGGUUGUAGGAGUGAGCUUCCAUUGGUUGCGUGCUUUUGCCGUGGUGCAGGGGUAACUCUAAUCAUAUUCAGCAUGUUUUGCACAAGAAAUGUCAGCCAGAAAGGAAUAUCUGCUCUCCUCGCCAAAUUAUUCCACAACAAUGUCAUGCUCGGAGAGUGCAGCAGCAAACUCUUUCCUUGUGGACUCUCUGAUCAGUGGAGGUGGCAGAGGGGAAUCUGGGGCUUAUUACCAAGCCAGUGGGGUCUACCUGCCCCAAGCCUCCGAGGUGUCCUAUGGACUGCAGAGCUGUGGACUUUUUCCAGUUUUGAGCAAACGCAAUGAAGGUCUCCCCCAGAGUAACACAGCCCCAGCCACUCAGAGCUAUGCUCCGGGGAUGGAGGUCUGGCUGGAGAACCCAAGGUCCUGCAGAGUGGACCCAUCUGAGAGUCCAGCAGAUAACUCCUGCUCAUUCACACAGAGUAUUAAGGAGGAAAGCUCCUACUGCUUGUAUGACUCAGACAAAUGCUCCAAGACUCCUUCUGCAACUGACCUGUCCACUUUCCCAAGGGUUAACAGUGAGUCCAGCCCUGGACACAGUAUCAGCUCUGUCCCAGUACCUGGCUACUUCCGCCUAUCCCAGGCAUAUGGUACCUCCAAGGCUUAUGGACCUGUUCAGAUUGGGGCUCCCCAGUUUACACAACAGUCCCAAAAUCGUUUUGACUCUCCUCUGUCCUCAGUUCCAGCCCACCCUGCACGAAAAGACAGCGAGCCAUCGCCCAACAGCAACAAACUGGCCCCGGGAUCCCACCAGAGGGAGGAGGACACAUCUUCUGGAGCUGAGGAGUCAUCACCAGCCCCUUCAGACAGCAGCAAACACUCUCCUGAGAAGGAUUCUGUAGGUGAGCAACUAUUAAAAAAAAGAACAAAAAAUCAAUGAUGAACAUGAAAUUGCCUCUCAAACUAAGGGGGAAUUUGCCUAGAGAUCAGAGGAAACCUUCCUUUUACUAUGAUCCUUUGAACUAUUUGAUAAUUGGGCGUGAGUAUGUCAUAAAAUCCUCUCCAUCCUAAAACUUUACACCACAUGCUUAACUGUGGCUUCGCUUUGUCCUACAGGAAGCUAGUAUGCACUAUAAAAUAGCACGCUAAUUUAUAGGUCCUUAAUCGAGCAGCAUUGCAGGCGCCAUUACAUGCAACGUAUCCAAAAUAUGACAGUAAAAUAUCAGCCCUACAUGUGCUGUAAACUCGAUAGGAUCCACUCCGAACCUUCUAUGGAGCGUUCUAAACAAUGUAUCCAGAUCACAGGCCCAAAUAGACAGCAUGUUACACGUACAUACAUACAUACAUACAGUCUUACAUACAUGACAACAUAGAAACAUGGAAAACCUGUGUAAACAUGUAGAAUAUAUAUCUAUAUGUACCUGUAUAUAUAUAAUCUAAAAGUAUGUUUCUAGAAUAAAGCUCUCAUUUAGCUAUUUAAUACCUUUAUAUAAUUAAUCUGCUUUAAUACUAUUUUAAUAAUUAUUUAAUUAAAAGAUUUAAAACGACACAAAUCCCAUGCAGUUAACUGUGUAUUAAGGGCAAAACGCUUCCUAAUAUUAAUUUAUUUUUUUUAUUAGUAUUAGUAUUUAAUUUUGUAUUUUAACUUACAGAAUAUGAAUGUUCUGACAUUUACUAAGAACUAAUAUGUGUUCUGAUAUUUACUAAGCACUGAAGUGUUAAAUUCUACAUGUAGAAUACUCAGAAAAUAAUUCCCUGUACACAUAUCUGUAUCUGUACACACAAAAGCACGUACCGACAUACUCAUAUAUAUACAUUCCUUCUUUGUGAAUGUCAAUCUAUCCAUUUAGUUAUAUAAUGUGACAUUAUAUAUAUAUAUAUAUAUAUAUAUAUAUAUAUAUAUAUACACACACACACAAGGUACACACACAUGGAUGUUUUUUAAAAAACAUAUACUCCAAUAUCCACCCAAAAUGUUCAAUUAUUGAUAUAGAUAUAACAAGGACUUUUAUUCUGAAAAAAAAACAAUGCCCUAGGAAAAAAAUUACAUUUAAAUUUGAUAUCAAACCAAUGAAUGAAGUGAAAUUGAAUGUUUAAAUGUCAGAAAGCUACUUAUUAAUUAAAUAUAGCAUAAUGUAUAAAAAAUAUUCUAAAUUAAUUGAAUAUAUUGAAUAUAUAUUCAGGUUUAGAUUUUAUAUGUGUUUACCAAGCCUAUAUAUUUCUGUAGAUUUGUAUAUAAAACCCAUGCAAGGAUAAAGAUUAUUUUUUUUGCAUGCCUGCACCCACAAAGGAGUGUAUGUGUUGGAUACUGAUAUGAGAUAUAUUUUUAUCUCCAUAAGUCUAGAUGUGUCUAAAACUCUCCGUUAUGUAUUUUUCGUGUGUUGACUCUCUCAGGGAAUGCGAAAAGUGAAAACGCUGCGAACUGGUUGACUGCAAAAAGCGGUAGGAAGAAACGUUGUCCUUACACCAAGCACCAAACUCUGGAGCUGGAGAAGGAAUUUCUGUUCAACAUGUACCUGACUCGCGAGCGGCGCCUAGAGAUCAGCCGCAGUGUUCACCUCUCAGACAGACAAGUGAAAAUCUGGUUCCAGAACCGCAGGAUGAAACUCAAGAAAAUGAAUCGAGAAAACCGAAUUAGGGAGCUCACAGCCAAUUUCAACUUCUCUUGAUGACCCUGUAACAUCUUUCAGUCCUGUAUGAAAGAGCCAGUAACCUUCCACAAAUGGUUUAAUUUAUCCUAACCUAUAUGGAUGGACACUUCUGUACUUUAUCAGUAUGCCCAAAUUGCCACCCAGUCUUUCUCAUCUGGGUUUUAAAGCCAUAGUUGCACACAUUUGUUAAGAACGAUUCAUUCAAAUUUUUUUUUGUAAUUAUUUUUUUUUCCUUCUUUCUUAGACUAAGAAUAAUGUUAUGAAAUCCAGUCGCAGUGAAUAGUUUUCAUAGGAAAAAAAAGUCAUAUAUAUAUAUAUAAUUUGUAUUUUAUUUAAUUUUUUAUUUUUUUUUAUUUUGGAAUGCUUCUUUUAACUUUAAGUCUAUAUUGCUUUUUUUGUAUUUUUUUUAAAUCAAAUUCUGUUAUUUUUUAUCUUUUUUUUUUUAUAAGAAAUGCUUAAGCGUGGACAGGUUAAAGAAAAUCUCCAUAGGACAUUUUAUUGGGUUGAAAUUAAGAGUCUUAAUUUGUCCAGGGGGGGAAAUAAUGAACUGUUUUAUUCUUCAAGAAAGGAUAAACUUGUCGCUAAACGGACUAUAUGAAUUAUCUCACUUCUGUAUUUUGCUGGGAUUAGAGAAUUUACCGAGGCAGACAUGUCUAUGUGUUAAAUGUCGUUGACUUUAUUUGGUUACUUUUAGUAACCACUGAAAAGCACACCGUACAGAUUUUGAUGUUUACUUUUUUUGCUGUUUCAAUGCAUUGCAUUUUUUGGUUUGUUGUUUUUUUAUUUUCGUUGUCAUUUUUUUAUAUAUAUAUUUUUUUAAAAGCUGGUAUACAACAUUGAAACAAGGGGAGAGGUCAGCAUUCCCAAAAUACUGUGAAUUUAAAAUGCUUUAAUUUUCACGUUCUAAGUACAGAAAGUACAGAAAAAUUGAACUUUAUAGAUACAAAUAUGUGUAAAUGUUUAUUAUAAAAAAAAAAUGCCAUUGAUUCUAAGGGCGAAUGCAUUUUACGUUUAAUAUUAAUGCUAGUUUUUAGUUUCAGUGACUUCUUACCCUUAUCCAGAUAAAUUAAUAUUGCAAUGUUGCUGCUGUGGGUGAUCAGACCAAGUUU
Pelobates cultripes (western spadefoot toad) is the source of this 3778-nucleotide messenger RNA. Lineage: Eukaryota; Metazoa; Chordata; Amphibia; Anura; Pelobatidae. The record is from the annotation of a GenBank genome assembly.